GAAACAACCCAUUAAAAAAAUUGAAUAAGAAACACAGGUGAACUAUCUAUCACAAAAAAUCAAAACCUGGUUUUACCAUGAACAGUGGAGUUCUCUUGUUUUUGACCCUUGUCUACCUGUGUUUUACAAGGUAAUUAAAGCAAAUAGCUAGGUCUUGUUUAUUUCCACGUGCAAUGAUGACUCGUAAGGGUUGAUUUUUUUCCACUAGCACUAAAGUUUGGGCUGGUCAUUGCUGAUGUUGUAUAUACAUACCAUAUUGUUUGGUCACGAGAGUCAACAGCUAGUCAAUAUGGAGGAAAUAUCUACUGACUUAAAUUGAUAUUUUGAGAAUCAUUAGUUAGACAUCUCAAUCAAUUUAAUCAAAGGAUUUACUGGAUUUUGUUAAUUGUGUAUUUUCAAAUUGAAUACGGGCACUGGUAUGGACUGAAGGAUCAAGUCAAGGUCAAAGGUCAUGAAGCCAAAGAGAGGCAGCGGGCCCAAGUGUGCCGAGGAGAAACCCCUUAGGCCCUUGAAGGAGGAGCGGCCCCUUAGAUCAUUCAAUAGUCAGGUGGCGAGGGAGGAAUUAAGCGAUGUAUGGAAUGCUGAGACAGAUUCGGACGAUGAACUGUCAUCUUGGGAUGAAGAUGUGGAGUACAGGUCUUACACAGUGAAGAAGAGACAGAGUGGACAGCAGAGGAUCCUACAGAAGUCCUUCAUCCUAUUGCUGGCCCUGGCUGUGGUCAUCAUUGCGGUGUUAGCCGGGGUUAUUGUAUGGCAGUACUUCCAAAAGUCAGCAACUGAUCAGGUAUGUUACAGUCCAGAGUGUGUACAGGCCAGUGCUUACAUUCUUGGUAAGAUGGAUCGGACCGUGGACCCCUGUCAGGAUUUCUACCGCUACACCUGCGGGAACUGGAUGAAGACGACCAAGAUCCCAUCCUCACGAUCCCAUUACAACAUCUUCUCAGAGAUUGAUGAUCAGAACAAACAGAAAAUCAGAGCUAUUUUGGAGAAGAGCAAUGCAAUGAUAAAGAAAAACCAGUCCAGUGCUGUAGAGAAAGCAAUAAUGUAUUACCAUACAUGUAUGGAUGAAGACACUGUAGAGAAACAGGGAGUGGAUCCAAUUAUAAAGUUUAUCAAAGACCUUCAUUCUUGGCCUUUGACCUCGGCCCAUGGCUUGACCUGGACUGAGGCAUCGUGGGAUUUCCUCCAGGCCCUCACAGCCAAUCACCUCAAUGGGUUCUCAGCACUGUUUAGUAUGAGUGUCUCCGUGGACGACAAGAACAGCAGUCGGUACAUCAUAGCGUUUGAACAGAGUGGUCUGUCCCUGGCUUCUCGGGAGGAAUAUUUCAGUAACCAUUCCAAUUACAAGAAGAUAAAGAACGGCUUAAUUGAGUUUGGGGGCAAAAUAGGAGAGUUGUUAGGGGGAGAUAACUCCACAGUAUGGUCAGGGAUGUCUGAUAUCUACAACCUAGAAUCUCAGCUGGCACAGAUCCAUGUCCCUCAAGAGGAGUUGCUGGAUCCUGCAAAGACGUAUCAUAAGAUGAAGGUGUCUGAACUCCAAGACCUGAUUGGAUCAGCAAAGUUGGACCUGAGGCAAUACCUGAGACAGGUGUUUGGUCGAGAUCUGGGGGACACCUCUAUUCUUGUGUACACGCCCAAGUACUUCAGGGAGCUCGGAGGGGUGCUGAAUAAAACCUCAAAAAGAGUGCUUGCCAACUACAUUGUGUGGAAUGCAAUCAAUGCCCAAGUGGGUUACUUCCCUUCCAAGUUUAUCGAGGCCAGCUUUCUUCUAAGUAAGGUUGAGAGUGGCAUCGCGUCGGUAGACCCGCGGUGGCAACGCUGUGUCAGCAAGGUCAACAGUGCGUUUGGAUACGCCAGCAGUGCCCUCUAUGUGAUUAACCAUUUUGCCAAAGAGAGUAGAUCCAAGGUAUUAGAUAUAGUGAAGGAGAUAGAGGAUGCAUUUAUCAAGGGAAUUCCCCUUGUGUCAUGGAUGGAUGACAAAACCAGGGAAACUGCCAUAGAGAAGGUCCGGAAAAUUGUCCAGAUGAUUGGCUAUCCGGACUGGAUCCUGGACUCUGUUCAGCUGGAUAAAUACUAUGAAAAUGUGACCCUUGUGACUGGGGAGUUCCUGGUGAGUCAUCUGAACAUCAGAAGAGAGUCUGUGUUGAGGAACCACAACAAGUUGGGGACUGUUCCUGAUAGACAAGAGUGGCACAUGAUGCCGGUAGAGACCAAUGCCUACUACUCACAAUCCAACAACCAGAUAGUGUUCCCUGCUGGCAUACUACAGAGACCGUUCUUCACCCCCUCAUUUCCCAUGUCUUUUAAUUUUGGAACAACAGGGAUGAUCAUAGGUCAUGAAAUGACUCAUGGAUUUGAUAACAAAGGUCGGCACUAUGACAAAUAUGGUAACCUUAACAACUGGUGGACUGACCAAUCAGCAACCAGCUUUCAAAGCAAGACUUCCUGUAUGGUUAGACAAUACUCAAACUACACUGCAGAAAAUACUCAUCUGAAAGGAGAGCGUGUUUUGGGGGAGAAUAUUGCUGAUAAUGGAGGCCUUAAGACAGCAUACAUGGCCUACAGACACUGGGUCAAAUCAAAAGACUCAAAUGAGGUCAAGGACCUUCCUGGACUGACCUUGACCCAAGAACAACUGUUCUUUGUUGGAUUUGGGCAGCUCUGGUGUUCCUAUUACACUCCCCAGUACACAAAGCAGGCCAUUCUAACAGACGAACACACCAUCAGCAAGUUCAGAACAAUUGGUGUUGUGUCCAAUUCUGGGGACUUUGCACGAGCAUUCCAGUGUGCCCCUAAUACUCCAAUGAAUCCCCAGAUAAAGUGUCAAGUCUGGUGAAGAUAGGACUUCAUUCCAACUUACUUGUCUGUGAUCAUAAAUUUUUGACCAAUGUCUGGUGACCAUAAAACUUGGAACAGAUCACGUACUUAUCUCUUCUCAAUGAUAUAUUCCUUACAUAAUAUUGAGACUAAGAGAUCAUCUACGUAGUAUUGCCCUUGGACCAGGGUAUAAGAAAUGUUAGUUCUGUAAACAAGCCUGACAAAAUUAUUUUGGAAUAAAAAUGCAAAAGAAGUUAAGAGCAUAGUGAACAUUUACAGAGUUGACCAUCUUCAGAGACAUUUAUACUGUGAUGAACUACUGGGUAGUCUCAUUUUGUGAACUGAAUCCUUACUCAAGUUUUGUGUUCUUAUUGUAAGCAUGAUUUUUUUUUUUAAAUUAUCCAAUUUGAUUAUGUUUAUAUAUGUACUAAUGUGAUACAAUGUAAUUGACUCAAAGAGGAAUUCAAAUCUCACUAGAACGUGUUUUAUUCUGUUGAAGUAUUUUGCGAGUGUUUCAUAAGGUGACCUUUAAUAUCUCCAUUUAAAACAAUACUCUUGAUUCUUGCACUUAUAUGCAAACCUUUUUUUACUUUUCUUGCACCAAAAGUAUCAAGAGCUGCACACAAUUAUAUAAAGUUCAACUAAAUACAAAGAUUUUAUGGAAGGGCUUUGAUUUGUGCUGAAGUUUUGCCAGUAUACAUGUAGUUAAGCACUACCCUUACUAGAGCAUGGUUGUGGAACCUUCUAUUAGUGUACAAUAAUGUCACAUUUACAGAGCUUGUGACUUUAAUAUUUAUUUUUGUACUUAUUUAAUUCAAGCAUUCCUUUUUUUCACUAAUUGUAUUUUAUUUUGAAUACAUUCCAUUUUUCCACAGAAGCUGGCGCAUAUUCUGGAUUCCAUUAUUAAAAUUUUUGUUAAAUAAAUAUUUUGUUUAAUUGCAGACCACUCGUCCUGCAUUUUAUAUAUAUUGUCUGGUGUGGUUGUGUAUAUGUGUGUGGUUGUGUGUGUGUGGAGUGUGUAUGUGUGCAGUUAUGUGUGUGGAGUGUGUAUGUGUGUGGUUAUGUGUGUGGAGUGCAUAUAUAUAUUCUCCACUUUAGUUUCAAAGAUUAUGUCAUUCAAGUUUCAAUGAAAAGGUUAUUUUGGAAACUUGUCUUUCCUUCUUUACAUGUAGAAAUCAAGAGAUGAAUUAUAUAGUGAACAAAGAAAGAGCUUUAGUUACACAUACAUGUACAGCGUAGAAACAACAAUCUUUGGAUCAAACUGCCUAAAAGCCUUACAUAAAGUGUAUUUGUUUGAAUUUUAUUAUAUAAUGAAUAUAUAGAAGAGGGUCAAUGUUUUGGGUUUAGUUUUUCCUCAUAUCAUAUUCAUGGUUUUAUUGUCGAUAAAAAUACUGAGAAUGGUAGUACAUGUAACUUACACAAUUGAUUUUUUUGUUGGUAGUGUAAAUGCUAUUUUAUGAAAAAAAGUUAAUAUAUAACAUAUACGUAUAUAUAGGAAAACAUGUUUUUUUUAAUUAAGAUAAAUUUUAUUUACAUAGCAUGCAUUGAAAUGAUUUUCCUUAGUUGGAAUUGCCAUUUUCAUAUUUUAAUAGUGAACAAACGACUUAAGGCCUCUGUGAAUUAUCAAAGAGAAAAAAAGAGGGAUGUAUAUCUUGUAAUAUUGUUAACUAUACAUUUUAUUUAAUUGACUCGUGGAAAUGAUUUUGUUUAGUUAUGUUAAGUUGACUGUUAACUAAAUUGUAAUAAAAAAGAAUAAAAUGG
This is a messenger RNA of Magallana angulata, 4578 nucleotides long. RefSeq names its product endothelin-converting enzyme 1-like. Gene Ontology annotation, molecular function: metalloendopeptidase activity. NCBI's taxonomy places the organism in Eukaryota, Metazoa, Mollusca, Bivalvia, Ostreida, Ostreidae. Gene Ontology annotation, biological process: protein processing. Gene Ontology annotation, cellular component: plasma membrane. The transcript is spliced from 18 exons. Bases 452 to 2836 code for a protein of 794 amino acids. The record is from RefSeq and is a predicted model, not a curated record.